GACCCGGGAGGGUGAGGAUCCGGAUAGACAGCUAGACACUCCCUCCAUUCCUCUCCCCUACCUCCAAAUAAGAAGAAGCUGUAGUGAGUUUCAGGCACCAAGUUAUUUACUCGGUAGAGAUCAUGACUUUGCCCGGGUGUCUGUGCUGCCCCGCACCCUGCUUGUUAACCACGUUAAGACGACUGGCCUGUUAAUUAACUUUAAUUACGAUCAUUUGGCCUCCACCUGCCUGAACCCCAUACCUUACACGGGAACCUGAAUGAUGUGAGUUUACCAGAUUGAUCUUUCUUGUUUACUUUUGGAGACAGUUCUCUUGGGAGAAGUGGUGUCCAUCCUAUUUAAUAAAGCUUAAGCAGGUAAAGCAGUCACUGUGAAGAAAAUAACAUUUUAAGAAACUUUUCUGUCACAAUUGAUAGAGGAAAAGCCAGUAGAGAAGUGCAUCUUCUUGUGUGUGUGUGUGUCUCAUCGUGCCACUUUUUGUAACUCAGCUUAGUAAUGAAGCCACCAUUAUGUCCUCAGUCAGUGAAGUAAAUGUGGAUAUAAAAGAUUUCCUAAUGAGCAUUAAUUUGGAGCAGUAUCUCUUACAUUUCCAUGAGUCUGGUUUUACUACUGUGAAGGAUUGUGCAGCAAUAAAUGACAGCCUGCUGCAGAAAAUUGGAAUAUCACCUACAGGUCACCGUAGGAGGAUACUUAAACAGUUACAGAUAAUCUUGUCAAAAAUGCAAGAUAUUCCAAUAUAUGCAAAUGUUCAUAAAACUAAGAAGAAUGAUGACCCUUCGAAGGAUUACCAUGUUCCAUCUUCUGAUCAGAAUAUCUGCAUAGAACUUUCCAAUUCUGGUAGUGUUCAGACAUCCAGCCCACCGCAGUUGGAGACUGUUAGAGAAAAUCUUGAAGACAGUGAUGCAAGUGUGGAAAGAAGCCAGUAUCCUCAAUCAGAUGAUAAGCUGUCUCCUCCUAAACGCGACUUCCCCACUGCAGAGGAACCACACCUGAAUUUGGGUUCUUUGAAUGAUUCUUUAUUUGGUAGUGACAAUAUUAAAAUAGAAUCGUUGAUUACAAAGAAGACUGUGGAUCGCACAAUUGAAGAACAACAAACAGAAAAAGUUAAAUUGAUCACAGAAAAUCUCAGUAAGCUCCCUAAUGCAGACUCUGAAUGCCUUUCUUUUGUUGGCUGUUCAACAUCAGGAACAAAUUCUGGAAAUGGAACAAAUGGUUUAUUAGAAGGAUCACCACCAUCCCCAUUCUUUAAGUUUCAAGGAGAAAUGAUUGUAAAUGACUUGUAUGUUCCAUCAUCACCAAUCCUAGCACCUGUGAGAAGUCGUAGCAAGUUGGUUUCAAGACCAUCUCGAUCUUUUCUGCUAAGACAUCGACCUGUACCAGAGAUUCCAGGGUCAACAAAAGGAGUUUCUGGGAGCUAUUUCCGUGAAAGAAGAAAUGUUGCUACCUCAACUGAAAAAUCUGUGGCAUGGCAAAAUUCAAAUGAGGAGAAUUCAUCUUCCAUCUUUCCUUAUGGAGAGACCUUUCUCUUCCAGAGACUAGAAAAUUCCAAGAAGCGAUCUAUAAAGAAUGAAUUUUUGACCCAGGAAGAAGCACUCAAAGGGGAAGCAACUACUGCAACAAACUCUUUUAUCAUCAAAUCAAGCAUAUACGAUAACAGAAAGGAGAAAAUAAGCGAGGACAAGGUGGAAGAUAUUUGGAUACCUCGAGAGGACAAAAACAAUUUUUUGAUAGACACUGCUUCUGAAUCAGAAUACUCAACAGUAGAAGAAUGCUUUCAGAGUUUAAGAAGAAAAAAUUCAAAGGCAUCUAAAUCUAGGACUCAAAAAGCCUUGAUUUUGGACUCUGUUAAUAGGCACAGUUAUCCGUUAAGCUCAACAAGUGGAAAUGCUGAUUCAUCAGCCGUUUCUUCACAGGCAAUAUCUCCCUAUGCCUGCUUUUAUGGAGCAUCUGCAAAGAAGGUUAAAUCAGGAUGGCUGGAUAAACUCUCUCCUCAAGGAAAACGCAUGUUUCAGAAGAGAUGGGUGAAAUUUGAUGGCCUUAGCAUUUCUUACUACAAUAAUGAGAAGGAGAUGUAUUCAAAAGGAAUAAUUCCCCUUUCUGCUAUAUCAACAGUACGAGUUCAAGGAGACAACAAAUUUGAAGUUGUUACAACACAAAGAACUUUUGUUUUUAGAGUAGAAAAAGAAGAGGAGAGAAAUGACUGGAUCAGCAUACUAUUAAAUGCACUGAAAUCACAGUCCCUUACCUCGCAGUCUCAAGCUGUUGUUACACCUGAGAAAUGUGGAUAUCUUGAAUUGAGAGGCUAUAAGGCAAAAAUUUUUACUGUGUUAAGUGGAAACAGUGUGUGGCUUUGCAAAAACGAACAGGAUUUUAAGAGUGGGCUUGGUAUUACCAUAAUUCCUAUGAAUGUAGCAAAUGUAAAGCAAGUGGACCGAACUGUGAAACAAUCUUUUGAAAUAAUCACUCCCUAUAGGAGUUUCAGCUUUACAGCUGAGACUGAAAAAGAGAAACAAGACUGGAUUGAAGCUGUGCAGCAAUCAAUAGCAGAAACUCUCUCUGAUUAUGAAGUAGCUGAGAAGAUUUGGUUCAAUGAAUCCAACAGGAGCUGUGCAGAUUGUAAAGCCCCAGAUCCUGACUGGGCAUCCAUCAAUCUCUGUGUUGUCAUCUGUAAGAAGUGUGCAGGACAGCAUAGAUCUUUAGGACCAAAAGAUUCCAAGGUUAGAAGUCUAAAAAUGGAUGCUAGCAUUUGGAGCAAUGAACUCAUCGAGCUUUUUAUUGUCAUUGGAAACAAAAGAGCAAAUGACUUUUGGGCUGGUAAUCUUCAAAAGGAUGAAGAAUUACAUAUGGAUUCACCAGUAGAAAAGAGAAAAAACUUUAUUACUCAGAAAUAUAAAGAAGGAAAAUUCAGAAAAACUCUUUUGGCAUCUCUCACCAAAGAAGAAUUAAAUAAGGCUCUAUGUGCUGCUGUAGUGAAACCGGAUGUUCUAGAAACAAUGGCUUUGCUGUUCAGUGGAGCAGAUGUCAUGUGUGCCACCGGAGACCCCGUGCAUAGCACCCCUUAUCUGCUAGCCAAGAAAGCUGGGCAAAGUCUGCAAAUGGAAUUUCUCUACCAUAACAAAUUCUCAGAUUUCCCUCAACAUGAUAUUCAUUCCGAGGGUGUAUUAAGUCAAGAGUCUUCCCAGUCCACAUUCCUCUGUGACUUUUUAUAUCAAGCUCCUUCUGCUGCUUCUAAACUCUCUUCAGAGAAAAAACUGCUUGAAGAGACAAAUAAAAAAUGGUGUGUUUUGGAAGGAGGCUUCUUGAGUUACUAUGAAAAUGAUAAGUCUACCACACCUAAUGGCACCAUUAAUAUCAAUGAAGUUAUCUGCCUGGCUAUACACAAAGAGGACUUCUAUUUAAAUACUGGGCCCAUCUUUAUCUUUGAGAUCUACUUACCCUCAGAACGUGUGUUUUUAUUUGGAGCUGAAACAUCUCAAGCUCAAAGAAAAUGGACAGAGGCAAUAGCCAAGCAUUUUGUUCCCUUAUUUGCUGAAAACUUAACAGAAGCUGACUAUGAUUUGAUUGGUCAACUCUUCUACAAAGACUGCCAUGCCCUGGAUCAGUGGAGAAAAGGCUGGUUUGCUAUGGACAAAUCCAGCUUGCAUUUUUGCCUUCAAAUGCAAGAAGUUCAGGGAGAUAGAAUGCACUUAAGAAGACUGCAAGAGCUAACAAUCAGCACAAUGGUUCAAAAUGGGGAAAAACUAGAUGUUUUACUCUUGGUAGAAAAAGGGAGAACAUUAUACAUCCAUGGGCAUACCAAGUUGGAUUUCACAGUCUGGCAUACUGCAAUUGAAAAAGCAGCAGGUACAGAUGGUAAUGCUUUACAAGAUCAGCAGCUCAGCAAAAAUGACGUUCCCAUUAUAGUGAACAGCUGUAUAGCAUUUGUUACACAGUAUGGUUUAGGAUGCAAAUAUAUCUAUCAAAAGAAUGGUGAUCCUUUGCAUAUAAGUGAACUCUUGGAGAGUUUCAAAAAGGAUGCAAGAAGCUUUAAAUUGAGGGCUGGAAAACAUCAGCUUGAAGAUGUGACGGCUGUGUUGAAAUGUUUUCUCUCUGACAUUGAUGAUGCACUGCUUACUAAGGAGCUCUACCCAUAUUGGAUCUCUGCUUUAGAUACGCAAGAUGACAAGGAAAGAAUUAAAAAAUAUGGAGCAUUUAUACGUUCUCUUCCAGGGGUCAACCGAGCAACACUAGCAGCUAUCAUUGAACACCUGUAUAGGGUUCAGAAAUGCUCAGAAAUCAAUCACAUGAAUGCCCAUAAUUUGGCGUUGGUCUUUUCAUCCUGUUUGUUUCAAACGAAGGGACAAACUAGUGAAGAAGUGAAUGUAAUUGAGGACCUAAUUAAUAAUUAUGUAGAAAUAUUUGAGGUUAAAGAAGAUCAAGUCAAACAAAUGGACAUAGAAAAUAGCUUUAUUACCAAGUGGAAAGACACCCAAGUUUCCCAGGCUGGAGAUUUGUUAAUUGAAGUAUAUGUAGAAAGGAAGGAACCUGACUGUAGUAUUAUAAUUCGGAUAUCUCCUGUGAUGGAAGCAGAAGAAUUAACUAAUGAUAUAUUAGCAAUAAAAAAUAUUAUUCCUACAAAAGGUGAUAUUUGGGCCACAUUUGAAGUCAUUGAAAAUGAAGAGCUAGAGCGUCCUCUUCACUACAAGGAAAAUGUACUGGAGCAGGUGCUUCGGUGGAGUUCAUUAGCUGAACCUGGCUCUGCUUACCUGGUGGUGAAGAGAUUCUUAACCGCUGACACAAUUAAACACUGCAGUGACCGGAGUACACUGGGAAGCAUCAAAGAAGGAAUCUUGAAAAUCAAAGAAGAACCAUCCAAAAUACUAUCUGGAAAUAAGUUUCAAGACCGGUAUUUUGUUUUACGAGAUGGGUUUCUCUUUCUUUACAAGGAUGUGAAGAGUAGUAAACAUGACAAGAUGUUUUCUCUCAGUUCUGUGAAGUUUUAUCGUGGAGUGAAAAAGAAAAUGAAGCCUCCAACAAGCUGGGGAUUGACCGCAUAUUCUGAGAAACAUCACUGGCACCUGUGUUGUGAUAGUUCACAAACUCAGACGGAGUGGAUGACCAGUAUCUUUAUUGCCCAGCAUGAAUAUGAUAUAUGGCCACCAGCUGGAAAGGAACGAAAACGUUCAAUAACCAAAAAUCCCAAAAUUGGAGGUUUGCCUCUGAUUCCUAUACAGCAUGAGGGGAAUGCAACCUUGGCCCGGAAAAAUAUCGAGAGAGACCCUUGUGAGCAUACAAGCUCUCAUUUGGAAGCCUUGGGAAGCCAUAUGGUCGGAGCAGGUAUGAAUUGGAAUCUUGACAGAACAUCAUCAAAACUGCCCACAACCUCAAUUCAGCUCAGUCCCAUUGGAUCAGGAUCAUCAGCCUCCUCUUUGCCAAAGGAUGGAAAGGUAAAUCCUCUAUGGAACUUCUCUAUUGUUUUUUCAAUUUCUGGCAUUUAAAAAUGAAGAAAAAGGAAAAAAAUUCAAGACAAUUGACCCUUUGACCAAAAUGCUAAGAUGAAAAUAUAGACAAUAGAAAGAAAUCCCCAAAUGAUCAAGCUGUUAGAAUUACCAAAGAAGGACUAAAUAACAGCAAUGAUUGAUAUUAAUAUUAACAAGAAAAUAGAGAAAAAAUACAGAAAAUAUUGGAUAAUUCUGUCAGAGAAUUGGAAUUUUAAAAAAUCAAAUAAAAAUUUUAGAAGUUAAAAACAUAGUAACUAAAGUUAAAAACAAAUGGGUUUUAUAGCAUAAUUGACAUGCACCAACGGUUAGUGAAUUGGAGACAGGUUAGUAAAAAAAAUCAAAUAUAUCCAAAAUGAACACACAGAAAAAAAUAUGUAGAUAAAAGAAGUAUGUGAGACACUGUUAAAAUGUCGAACAUAGAUAUAAUGUGUUAUCUAGAAAAUUGGGAGGAGGCAAUAUUGGAGGAGAAAAUGACCAACAGUUUUUUUUAAUGGAUAUGUUAUUUAUACCAAUAGAUUCAAUAUGUUAGCCGAACUCUAAGCAAGGUAAAUUAAAAAAAAAAAACCUACACAAAAUUACAUUGUAAUAAAACAAUGGAAAAGUCACUGAGGGACUCUUAAAAUCAUCCAGAGAAUACCGAAACCCCAAACUUAGAGUAAUAACAAUACAAUGACAGUGGCCUCUCACCAUAAAAGAUGAAAGCCAAAAAAAAAACAACUACAAUUAUUAAAGUGCUAUAUGAAAAUAUAUGCCAACUAGAAUUCCAUAUCCCUUAAAAUAUUCCUUGAAAGAGAUGGCAAAAUAAAGGCUACUUUGGAAAAAGAGAUUUCCUCAGUCAAGCUGCGCUGAAAAAAAAAAACCAAAAAACUACAGAUAAUGUUUUAGAUAGAGAGAAAUUGGUCCUAUGUAGAAGUGCCAAAAUGCAGUAAAACUAAAGAGCAAAGGAAAGUAAAAAAAAAAAUCAGGUAAACAUAAAUUAAUAUUGACUGUACUAAAUGAUGAUAUAAUGUCUUUUGAAUAAAUGUGCAAGCAUUGUCAGGGAAGAAGUGAAUGUAAUUAUUUGUAUUAGUUACAAUGUCAAGGAUGUGUGCUUUAAUUUCUGGGGUACCUGCUAAAAGGAAAGUGAAAGAACAUAUGACUUUCAUGCUUAUAGAAAAGAAAAAUGGAAAACUAAAAUAUAUUUUAGUAAUUCAAAGUAGAAAAAAAGAAAAAGGGACAAAAACAGGUCACACUGAAAACAAUAGUAGUAAGGUGGUAGAUAUAAGGCUAAAUAUAUCAGUAAUUACAUACAAAACUAAGCACUUCAAUUAAAAGCAAACGACAAGAAAACCUAUACAUGUUCUGGUUCUCAGAGACACACAUAAAAUAUAUAGACAUAUGUUGAAAGUAAAAGUUUGAAAAAGAUAUAUACUCUGCAGAUAUUAAUCUAAAGAAAACUGAUUUCCCAAAACUAACAAAAUACAAAGUUGUCUUUAAGGCAGGAAUCAUUACUUCAGAUAGAGACAUUGCUUGUAAAGGAGUGGUCAUUUCACCGGGGAGUUAAAUGAAUAAACUCUUUACAGUUCCAAUAAAAUGGUAAGCUUCAAGGGUCACAGUCCAGGUUUCACGUUCAUGCUGUAAGAAGAUGAACUCCAGACAAGGGAAGUGCCUACUAUGGUACAAAUUGAACUCUAUAAAUAUGCUCUGGCCCCAGUGCAAGUGUAUAUACCCCACAUACUUUAUACAAAUGGUUACAUUGAUGAAAGAAUUUGUAUUAUUAUAGUUUUAUAUUGAAAAUAGUUCAGGACCUAUUGAAAGUAGCCAAUAUGCUUGAGUACAUUUGUAUUAAUCCCAUGUUUCUUAAUCAUUUUCUGCCCAGCUACUCAAGUACCUAAUAAAAAUAGAGUAACAUUUAAUGAAAUAUAUUUCUUGUUAGAUGAACUUAGCUUUUGCUCCCAAGGAAUUUAUCUGGUUUGUGCUAUCAUGUAUGUAUUAUUAUUACUAAAUACCAACUCUUGCCCACUCUGAAAUAAAAGUGUGAAAUUACCUUAUAAACGUACCUGAAACUGGCUGGGCGCAGUGGCUCAUGCCUGUAAUCCCAGCACUUUGGGAGGCCAAGGCUGGUUGGUCACCUGAGGUCAGGAGUUCAAGACCAUCCUGGCCAACAUGGUGAAACCCCGUCUCUACUAAAAAUACAAAAAUUAGCUUGGCAUGGUGGUACAUGCCUGUAAUCCCAGCUCCUUGGGAGGUUGAGGUAGGAGAAUCAGUUGAACCCAGGAGGCAGAGGUUGUGGUGAGCCAAGAUCACGCCAUUGCACUCCAGCCUGGGUGACAGAGUGAGACUCCGUCUCAAAAAAAUAAAUAAAUAAAAAUAAAAAUAAGUACCUGAAACUAAAUGGUUAAAUCAGUCGCUUCCCACACUAUGAGACUGCCGAGUUGAAUCAGGAAAUUAGACGUAUAACAACUAUUUUAGAACAAGUUAGAAAUCAAACAUUUGACAUGCUAAAUCAAAUUACCAGAGAUGCGAUGGUUCUUAUGAGGAUGAUUUUCCAAAACAUAAUGACUUUCUGUUUUACUCCAUCUCAUGAAUAAAUAAACAGCGUGCAUUCACGGGCAAAGAACAAUAUGGACACAUUCCAAAUAAAGCAGAUCUUAUCCAAGAUUUUAUAACCAUAUUCCAAAAUUACAGGAUUGAGGUUUCCUAUCAGGGCCUUAGUGGAAACGCUAAAUCUCAUUCAGUGACAGAUGUUGUACCUAUGUCUCGGGAUUCAAAAACUUAAAAUAUUUUAAAUGCACUCAUAGAUCCAAUAUAAUCAAAAUACUAGAACUUUUUAAAUCAUUUAUAUCAGUUGACUGUACAAAUGACAAAAUCAACCCUUAGGGUUAUUACGUAUUUUAAAAGACAUAACCUGCAAUCACUUAAAGUCAUUAAACUUAAGUAAUGAAUUCCUAGCAAUACACAUUUUAAAUUACUACUGCAAAAGAAAUAAACUCCUGACCUCAUUUGUAAUCCAUCACCAAUCAUUAUAAAAUGUCCUUAAAGUAGACUACAGACUAUCAGGGGAUCUUCUGUUAUGCCCUAGGACAAAGUACUUAAAAAGUAUUUCUCUGAUGACUGCGUAAUAUGAGUAGUCAUCAGCUUUACACUUAGUGAAAAGUAUUUCCAGAUUGUGAUAAAAGCUUAUUUGGUAGUAUGUGGUAAUGAUGUAAUAUUUUUUGUUUAAUGUUAUUUUGUGUAUUCAUUUGUAUAUUUUGCCUUUUAUGUUUGCUUUUUCCAUUUUGUGCAUGGUAAUUAAAUAAAAAAUUUGGAAAGUCUAAUUUGUUCUAUAUAGACAUCAUUUUAUACUGGAAGUCAAGCUCUUGUCUCCCUGAAUUAUAAUUAAAAUCCAUUUUCCAGCUUGAUUUUGGAAGGUGCAUAUCGUUACUAAUUUCUCAUCUCACUUCCCCAGUAGAUUAUCAUUGAAUCACCUUUAAUAAGCAGCACUAGUAAUGUAUGUAUCCCACUUAUCAGAGAUUUUGUAGGUCUCUCUACUUACCAAUUAUCUGAUCCAGAAAAAUUAGUUGCUAUUUUUCCCAUUUUUAGAAUAAUUGAGCAAUAGAUUAGUAAAUGCCAAUGGUGUAUAUUUAUAAAAUCUCUUUUAAGCUGCUCCUCUCUGGUCCAGACACAGAGAAAACUUUGGGGGUAUAAAAAGGUUAGUUAACCUUACUGCAGAUGACUAAUGCAAUUGCUGCUCUGAUGUUCUUGGGGAUAAAAACUCCUUAGUUAGGGCCUGUACAUUCCAGCAGUUAUAGUGGCGCAUUUUAGUGGUUGUAGUGAUGUAUGAAGCAUUCACGGUGUGAAAGGCAUGCCUAAUUUGCAGAAUAGUUUUAUGGAAAAACACCAUUAUUGAAAGCAUGUAGCAUUCUGUUAGUCACAUGCCCUAA
This is a messenger RNA of Gorilla gorilla gorilla (western lowland gorilla), 9382 nucleotides long. It is a transcript of the gene ARAP2, whose product is annotated as ArfGAP with RhoGAP domain, ankyrin repeat and PH domain 2. Bases 510 to 5477 code for a protein of 1655 amino acids. NCBI's taxonomy places the organism in Eukaryota, Metazoa, Chordata, Mammalia, Primates, Hominidae. Gene Ontology annotation, biological process: signal transduction; positive regulation of GTPase activity. Gene Ontology annotation, cellular component: cytoplasm. The record is from RefSeq and is a predicted model, not a curated record. Gene Ontology annotation, molecular function: protein binding; GTPase activator activity; phosphatidylinositol-3,4,5-trisphosphate binding. The transcript is spliced from 33 exons.